Molecule: messenger RNA, 4322 nt
Organism: Galleria mellonella (greater wax moth)
Lineage: Eukaryota; Metazoa; Arthropoda; Insecta; Lepidoptera; Pyralidae
Gene: RnrL
Product: ribonucleoside-diphosphate reductase large subunit
Exons: 5
Coding region: 240-2636 (798 amino acids)
Biological process (GO): deoxyribonucleotide biosynthetic process; DNA replication
Cellular component (GO): ribonucleoside-diphosphate reductase complex
Molecular function (GO): ribonucleoside-diphosphate reductase activity, thioredoxin disulfide as acceptor; ATP binding
Source: RefSeq, a predicted model, not a curated record
CUUAUAAUGUGUCGAUUACUUGCUAUGUGAUUAAUUUCAUUUCCCGCGCAUUUUUUUGUCAAAUGUUUUAGUGCGUUAAAUAUUAACCGAAAACUUGCAAAAUUUUAAAUAAUACUAAUACAAUAGGUAAUAAACGAAUAAUCAAUCAACUGGGUUGUCCUUACAAGAUAAAGGUGUAUAUAAAUUGAGUAAAUUGUUUGUUAAAUAGCUGUUGGACAUUCGAGUGAACUGAGAUUAUAAUGGUUGGAAAGAUGAAUAAGUUGUACGUUUUAAAAAGAGGCGGUAGAAUGGAGGAAGUUCACAUUGAUAAAAUCACAUCGAGAAUCAAAAAGCUUUGUUAUGGAUUAAACAUGGAUUUUGUAGAUCCAGUAUCUAUAACACUAAAGGUCAUAAGUGGCAUCUAUUCGGGGGUUACAACUGUGGAACUGGACAAUCUUGCUGCUGAAACAGCUGCAACAAUGACGACUAAACAUCCUGAUUAUGCAAUAUUAGCAGCAAGAUUGGCCAUAUCUAAUUUACACAAGGAAACUAAGAAACAAUUUUCAGAUGUGAUUACAGAUUUGUAUAAUAUUGUUAAUCCGCAUACUAAUAAAAGAGCACCGAUGAUUUCCGAUUAUCAUUACAAUGUAGUUAUGAAACACAAAGAGAGACUGGACUCUGCCAUUGUCUAUGACAGAGACUUUAAAUAUAACUACUUUGGAUUCAAGACUCUAGAAAGAUCAUACCUGUUAAAAAUAAACAACAAGGUUGCGGAAAGGCCUCAACAUAUGCUCAUGCGUGUUGCGAUAGGUAUACAUGGCGAAGAUAUAGAUGAUGCGAUUCACACCUAUAACUUGUUGUCGGAGAAAUAUUUCACGCAUGCGAGUCCUACUCUCUUUUCGGCUGCUACACCUCGCCCUCAGUUGUCAUCUUGUUUCCUUGUCGCUAUGAAAGAUGAUAGCAUUGAAGGCAUAUAUGACACUUUAAAGCAGUGUGCUCUUAUUUCUAAAUCGGCUGGAGGUAUUGGAGUGCACGUGCAUUGUAUCAGAGCCAAAGGCACCUACAUUGCAGGAACUAAUGGCGUCUCAAAUGGCCUUGUUCCCAUGUUGCGUGUUUAUAACAAUACAGCUAGAUAUGUUGAUCAAGGUGGAAAUAAACGGCCUGGUGCUUUUGCUAUAUAUUUAGAGCCUUGGCACUCUGACAUUUUUGAAUUUCUAGAUCUGAAGAAGAAUCAUGGAAAGGAAGAAGUGAGGGCUAGGGAACUCUUUUAUGCUUUAUGGAUACCCGAUCUGUUUAUGAAAAGAGUAGAAAAGAAUGAAAAUUGGAGUUUGAUGUGUCCUCAUGAUUGUCCUGGUUUAGCAGAUUGCUGGGGAGAAGAGUUUGAGGCUCUAUAUGAAAAAUAUGAGGGAGAAAAUCGUUAUGUAAAACAAGUGAAAGCACAGGUCUUAUGGAAAGCUAUAAUAGAAGCACAGGUAGAAACUGGAACACCAUAUAUGCUGUAUAAAGAUGCUUGCAAUAGAAAAAGUAAUCAACAAAACUUGGGAACAAUAAAAUGUAGCAACCUUUGUACGGAAAUUGUAGAGUAUACAUCAGCAGAUGAAAUUGCAGUUUGUAAUUUGGCAUCAAUUGCUUUGAACAUGUUUGUAAAUGAUGAUAAAACUUAUAAUUUUACUAAACUCAAAGAAGUCACUAAGACAGUUACUCGGAAUUUGAAUAAAAUAAUUGAUGUUAACUUUUAUCCAGUUGUAGAAGCUAAAAACUCAAAUAUGAGGCAUAGACCUAUCGGAAUUGGUGUGCAAGGGUUAGCAGAUACAUUUGUUAUAAUGCGGAUACCAUAUGAAAGUGAAGCUGCCAUUAAACUAAAUCAACAAAUAUUUGAGACAAUCUAUUACGGAGCUUUAGAGGCAAGUUGUGAAUUGGCUGAAAAAUUUGGUGUUUAUGAAACUUAUGCGGGUUGUCCUGCAAGUCGAGGUAUAUUGCAAUACGAUAUGUGGAAUAAAACCCCUACAGAUCUCUGGGACUGGGCAGUUUUAAAAGAAAACAUUGCUAAACAUGGUCUACGAAAUUCUUUAUUGAUAGCACCCAUGCCUACUGCUUCAACAGCUCAAAUUCUUGGUAACAAUGAAUCAUUUGAACCAUUUACAUCAAAUAUUUACCAAAGAAGAGUUUUGUCAGGUGAAUUUCAAGUGGUUAAUCAUCACUUGUUAAACGAUUUGACAGAAGCAGAGUUGUGGGAUGAAGAUAUGAAGAAUCUCAUUAUUCACAAUAAUGGUUCUAUUCAAAAUAUUGAAACAAUUCCCAAGGAUUUAAGAGAUUUGUACAAAACUGUAUGGGAGAUUUCUGUGAAAACUACUAUACAAAUGGCUGCAGACAGAGGUGCAUUUAUAGAUCAAAGUCAGUCAUUCAACAUUCACGUUGCUGAGCCAAACUAUGGAAAAUUAACAUCUAUUCAUUUUUAUGCAUGGAAAAUGGGUUUAAAAACUGGAAUGUAUUAUCUACGUACGAAACCGGCUGCUAAUGCUAUCCAAUUUACAGUAGAUAAGUCGAAAGUUCGCAACAAAGUUACAAAUGGCAAUUCUGACACAUAUGAUGCUAACAUGGCAGCCAUUACAUGUUCUUUGCAAAACAAAGACGAAUGUUUAAGUUGUGGAUCUUAAGCAGUGUCCUUUGCAAAUAUAUUUUAAUUAGAAUUCCUCCAAAACUUCUUACAAAAUUGAGAUAUAAUUGCCUAAUAAUUUUAUCAGACAAAAUCACAAACAUGUUAGCUAGGAUGUAUGAAUAAUGUUUUUUUUUUAUAGGUGAUAAUGAAAUAGUAACCCCACCCGCGCUAUCGGUAUACACCGGCGGGGCACCAGUGACGGAUGAUAGAUGAGAAUGAAACAGGUCAGUUAGCUCAUCGUGACGAAUUCAACGAGAAUUGUUCACGAUGGUUUCCAGGGGGAACCACGUGAAGGUUGACCUGAUAUUGCUAGCAAUGGGGCUGUCAAACUCCAUUGCUAACAAUCCCCCUCCCCAUGUAUGAAUAAUUUUGGCUAGGAUGUUUCAAACACAAUUGUAUGAUUGUUAUUGAAUAAGUAAAUAUGAAUAUAACCUGAUGCAGUCUUGUGAAAAAAAGCUGGCAAAUGUGCUGGUUUUUUUUAUUAUUUUUUUACCAGGAACUUAAUACAAGAAUAUGUACUUAGCCAUGUAAUUGAUUAGUAUGCAAGCAUUUUCAAGUAGUAUAAAUAUAAAAUUUGUCAUUUUAUUUUAGACCUUGUACAAAAGUCGAUUGCUUGGGUACCUCUGUCCCAUUCGUGUUUCAACCGUGAAGCAGUUGUGUUUGCAUGGCUGUGUUUCGGUUUGAAGGGUGGGAUAUGGCGUGAAUUUACUGGGUACAGAGGAAUAACACCUGAGUCCUCAGGAAUGGCAACGCAUGGGGGGUAUCAUGGACGAAACGGUAUACUCUGUUAUGUCCAUGGUACUGCUCAUGUCUAUAGGCGACGGUUACCACUUUCCAUCAGGUAGACCGUCAGCUUGUUUGCCAUUCUAAGUGGUAUAAAAAAAAAUCUUAUUUUGAUGCAGUGUUUUAUGCUCCUUACAGCGGAAUGUAUCAAAUUUAUAAUAAUUUUGACAGUUAACAGUUACACUAACCAGUAAUUUAGACGAUAACCGACUAACCUAUCUAAUUUUAUGUACAUCAUCGAAAAGUAAAAGUUUUACUGUUGUAAUAAUAGCAUGGUAAUAAUUUGUUCUCACGAUACUAGUGUUUAUAAUAAAAAUAUAGCCUGUGAUAAAAAUAUGCCUGAUAUCACUAUAUAAAUAUAAUUAUAUCUAUAUAAAAAUAUUGUUGGUGUAGAUAAAGUAAAUAUUCGUAUUAUCAUGCUAUUAUCAUUACCGCGGCGUAAUCACAUUUUUUUAAAAUUCAUAUAGAAGAACAAGACUAAAAAAUUAAUCACAAAAUAUACAGAUAUAAUUGUGUAAACUCGAAAAAUAAAUUAUAAAUAAUUACAAGUAAAAUUUUCUUUAUAUAUUACAAGUAAUAGAUUUUCUUUGAGGCAAAUUUAACAAUGUGACUGUAGCCAAAAAUUAUCUGUUAAAUGUUAACUGUCAAAGUUAAAACAUCACAAUUUUUAUUUUAGCUAUUAAUUUAUCCGGUGGUAACUGAUUUAACAGUUUGUUGCACAUGGCUGGUAGUUUCAAUUGUAUAUUUAGCUAUAAUUUAAUAUGUAAGUUACAAUAAAAUUACAAUAUAAUAAUAAAUGACGCUACUAUAUAUAUAUAUAUAUAUAUGCCGCUGGUGUUGUGGGUGACCAUGGGCGGCGGUAGUUACUUACCAUCAGGUGAGUCGCAUGUUCGUUUGCCAC